AUUUACUUCAUAAAUAUUUUAAAAAUCUUGUAGGGAAAAAAAUGGUGGUAAAUGAUUUUUAUUGGCCGUGAUUUUUUCAUUUUUCUUGGAAUUUUGGAGGCUCACUCGGAAACCCCAAUUCCACAAUCGAUCCUGACGAUCGAGUGAAUUGACUCGAUGUGUGAGUGAUGUAGUCCUGCAGGCGAAUCAUGUAUACUCAUAUAUACAUGUAUACAUAUUUGAUCAGUCUUUGCAUUUGGAAAUUUGACGUCACUGUUCAGCACCCCUUCGGGGAUUCUGCGAGUGAUCCAAUGUACCUACGAUAAUUGAAAAAUGGAAAAGACAUCAUCGGUUUGUGGAUAAUUAAAAGUGAGGAAAUUCAGAACACGUGUGUGAAUUCAUUAUGAUCAGCAGUUCAGUGCUAAUUGUUUAUUUGAAAAUUCGUCACACCGGUGUUACUGUAUUAUAGUUGAGUUCAACAAGGUUGAAAUUUUACAGUGUCCCCUGAUCUCUGCUGAUUCGUUUCUUCAAAGAAGUGAAACUUGUUCGUAAAUCAUGAUCCAUUGCUGCAUAUCCCCGUUUGAAUUCAUACGAAGAAGGUCUCUCAAUAUGUCAUUUGAGGUCGUCAAUUGUGGCAACGAAAAGUUAUCUUCCCAACGAAAAUUAUCCUGAAAGACAGCCUCACCUCACAGAUAAAUUUCCAAAGUAAUAACGUCAUAUUUGACUUGAAUUAAACUUCGACGAUUCACACCAAAAUUCCCUUGUCGAGAAAUGUGAACCAAGGAGAAGAAGACAGAGUACACAGGACCUAGAUAAAUAACCAUUGAUAAAUACUUGGAAGAGAUGUCCUCCGUGAGUUCGAGUAGUGCAGAAGAGGAGGACUCUGAGAAUGUUGAUGGAAAUAGCAGGUGGUGCACUGUCAACGAUAGUCAGUCAAUCAGAUAUUUACAAUUGGAAAGAUUGUGGUUAAGGAGCCACAGUGCUCUUUGUAACACUAAAUCAAUCAAUGACAAUAAUUAUUUUGGAAGAAAAUAGUGUCAACGGUUGAAUCUAUUCACGUUAUUAUAUCCUGAGUAAAUUAUCGCGUGCAGCAAUGUGUCAUGCGAUAGUAAACAAGUGAAACACGCACAUCAAUGAUGAGGUGACAAUGGAAAGUGGUUGUUGUUUCGAUUUUUAAGGAUGAAAGGACAAUAUAUGUGUUAAUUUAUUAGUUUUUAUUUUGAUCGAUGUUACAAAAAACGGAGAUAAGUGGGGAAAGGAUUUUUCGAUGAAUAGUUGAGUGAUACGGAUAUGGAAAAUUACUUUUUUUAUAUUGAGACUUUCGGUGCAUUGAAAAAACGAGGGAGAUAUAAGGGAUGGGUUUUGGUCAAUGAUGAAGACAAUCAUGGAGGUGAUUGUAAAGUAAUUUUGUGGAAAAUUGGUGAAUCAAGUAAACGAGGUGUUUAACCAGUGGAUGUUUCAUUGUUUGUGUAAUGUGACGCGCUGGCUAGGAUAAUGCCAUCGUGACAAUGCCGCGAUGUGACGAGGAUUUGGUCCAGUGAGGAAACAGUCGUUAUCGAGGAGGGUAGCGCUGUGAUUCGGAUUCAAAGGAAUCGGUGAGUUGUCAGUAGAUGCUGACUGGUGGAGGUAGGCUGGCGGACAGCUUAAAUUAUUAAAAGUGUGGAAGGAUGCCAGGCGGCCGUAGGGGCCUGGUAGCCCCUCAAAAUACCUUCUUGGAGAAUAUUAUAAGACGGAGCAGUAGCCAACCGGACAGUAGUUUCCUCCUUGCCAAUGCUCAGAUUGUUGACUUUCCAAUUGUUUAUUGCAAUGAGAGCUUUUGUAAAAUAUCUGGAUACAAUCGCGCAGAGGUGAUGCAAAAGUCAUGUCGUUGUGGCUUCAUGUACGGUGAGCUGACUGAUAAGGAAACAAUAGCAAGGAUAGAAGAGUGCCUUGAGGGACAAAUACACGAUCAAUUCGAGAUACUACUCUACAAGAAGAACAAAACUCCACUAUGGCUUCUCCUGCAAAUAGCACCGAUCAAGAACGAGAGGGAUCUCGUUGUCCUUUUUUUGCUGACAUUCAGGGAUAUUACUGCCUUGAAGCAGCCGAUAGAAACCGACGACAGCAAGGGUGGACUCUCCAAGUUUGCCAAACUUGCGAGGUCUGUUACCAGAUCCAGAUCUGUUCUUGUUUCCCAGUUCAGCUCACACCUGCCAGCCUUGAAAGAUACAACGCUACCUACUGCGGCCAAACAGUCCCAUCUUGCACAUUACCAAUCUGCCCAGAUGAUGUCCCUGAGCGGCGAUGUGAUGCCUCAGUAUCGCCAAGAAGCACCAAAGACACCACCUCACAUACUCCUCCACUACUGUGCAUUCAAAGCAAUUUGGGACUGGAUUAUUCUGUGUUUAACAUUCUAUACCGCCAUAAUGGUACCAUACAAUGUGGCCUUCAAGAACAAAACCAGCGAAGACGUGUCGCUGCUAGUUGUUGAUAGUAUCGUCGAUGUUAUAUUUUUCAUUGACAUCGUCCUAAACUUUCAUACGACCUUCGUGGGUGCUGGUGGUGAAGUUGUAUCCGAUCCAAAAGUCAUCAGAAUGAAUUACCUGAAAUCGUGGUUCCUCAUAGAUCUCCUCAGCUGUUUACCUUACGAUGUUUUCAAUGCCUUUGAUCACGACGAGGAUGGCAUUGGUAGUUUGUUUUCAGCACUGAAGGUUGUCAGAUUGCUGCGACUGGGACGGGUCGUACGUAAACUAGAUCGCUACCUCGAAUAUGGUGCUGCUAUGCUUAUACUACUCCUGUGCUUCUACAUGCUGGUGGCCCACUGGCUUGCCUGUGUCUGGUAUGUCAUAUUAAGGUACUCAAUAGGCAGGUCGGACGCUGAUGGUGGCGUUCAAUACUCGUGGCUGUGGAAGUUGGCAAAUGUUACCCAAUCGCCAUACAGCUACCUGUGGACCAACUCUAGUACUGUGCCUGAGCUCGUUGCUGGGCCGUCAAGAAGGACUAUGUAUGUCACAGCUUUGUAUUUCACUAUGACGUGUAUGACAUCGGUGGGAUUUGGUAAUGUCGCGGCUGAGACGGAUAAUGAGAAAAUCUUCACCAUUUGCAUGAUGAUAAUUGCUGCCUUGCUGUAUGCUACAAUAUUCGGUCACGUCACAACGAUAAUCCAGCAGAUGACGUCUGCGACGGCAAAGUACCACGACAUGCUAAAUAACGUUCGUGAAUUCAUGAAGCUUCAUGAAGUGCCAAAGGCCCUCAGUGAACGCGUCAUGGAUUAUGUUGUAAGCACAUGGGCUAUGACCAAAGGCCUCGACACAGACAAAGUACUGAAUUAUUGUCCAAAAGACAUGAAAGCCGACAUUUGUGUGCAUCUCAAUCGUAAAGUUUUCAAUGAGCAUCCUGCUUUCAGACUGGCCUCGGAUGGUUGUCUACGAGCCCUGGCAAUGCACUUUACGAUGUCCCACAGUGCACCGGGAGACUUACUGUACCACACAGGGGAGUCAAUCGACUCACUCUGCUUCAUCGUCACGGGUAGCCUGGAGGUCAUCCAGGACGACGAAGUAGUUGCAAUUCUCGGCAAAGGAGAUGUAUUCGGUGAUAGUUUUUGGAAAGACUCAGCAGUGGGUCAGAGUGCAGCAAAUGUUCGUGCGUUAACAUACUGUGAUCUUCACACCAUCAAACGAGAUAGACUACUGGAAGUGCUGGACUUUUAUCAGGCCUUCGCUAAUUCAUUUGCAAGAAACCUCGUUCUCACUUACAACUUGAGGCACAGGCUCAUAUUUCGAAAAGUCGCGGAUGUUCGAAGGGAGAAAGAACUGGCAGAGCGUCGAAAAAAUGAGCCACAGCUAGACCAAACCCAGGAUCAUCUCGUUCGGAAAAUAUUCUCGAGGUUCAAGACAGACGGGGAUUCCCAGUUUGGCUCACCUCGGCAUCUGCCUGAUUAUCAUCCGCCACAGGAUUCAGACGAGGAGCUCACCGUCAACGUUCUACCACCCUGGCCAAGUUUUAGAUUCCGGAGGGAGAGACAUCCUACGGAUAUAGAGAAGGGCGAUGGUAAGGAUGGAAAGGACGGAGAUAUCGUACACGCUAGAAAACCAUCCUCUGGCGAUAUCGAGACGGUUAUUCGACCACGAGCGAGUAAAUGGGGCCGUCUACUUGGAAGUUCGAGCCUGGAUUCGGGAAGUGAAACCGGAACAGGCACGGACACCUUCAAACGGACCCUGAGUGCCCGUGAUUCUCGUCCCUCGUCCUCCGUCAGUAUGAAUAAGGUCUUCCCGAAACUCUCCAAACUGAGUGGCACCAUCGAAGAAGUACAAGACCCCGAACCACCUAAGGAACCACCAAGCACAACCCUAGCCAUAGAGUCCAAGCAGCUCUCUCUGCGUCGUCUAGAGUCGUACGAUGGAGGCUUGAUCACCUCCCAGCCCGGCCAGGACCGGGAGAUUCUCGCAGCAGUCCUUGAAGUCAAGGUUGACCUGAAGUUAGAAGUUCAGCGGGUGAAUCAGAGACUAGCAAAGCUGGAGGACAUGUUACAAAGUGUUAUCAGCCGAUUGCCUCCAAUACCACCAAUUGGCACGACUCCAGCUCGUCCGGGGAAUCUCCUCAUCUCGGGUAACAGUGCCAAUGACGCAGGCACUCAAACAUCACCAGAUCAAAAGCCUCUAGCGAUCUCCAGCGAUCCCAGAGAACCACAUGAAAGAAUGCCAGCGAAAGAACUCCCUCAGCAUCAUCAUCACCGUCACCAUCACCACCAUACAGACCAAAAAACCGAGAAGGCUAAGGAGCCAGUGACUCCGGGAGGCGACUACACAUCGAGAGAUGUCUCCAAAGAACUCCUGGAACGUUUGACUCAAGCCUCAACGUCUCGAGAUGAUUCCACAGCCCUGGGUCCUCUGAUUCUUCGUAAACGACGAAGUAAAUCGCGAAAUAAAGGUGCUGCACCCUUAGCUCCUCUCGCACCUCUAGCUACUCAGCCCAUUUCACCCACUGACGCUACAGAAACAACACAAAUGUUAGAGUGCGAGGAACGCGACACUGGCGGCGAUAGAAGUGAAAGAACUGAAAGGGAAAAAAAGCGACCGCCCCCAAGGCCUCGAGAAUACUUGUGAAAAUUUCAAGAUAUUUAGGACAUUGUGCUUCGGACAUUUAUAGAACUAAGGUAUCUUUUAGUAUUUAUCCAUUGUUGCAUCAUUACGUAUAUAAGAUUCAUUGUUUUAUUUGCGCUUUUAUUAUGAAAAAAUCUAACUACAAGACUAAAAUUUGCAAGUGGCUGUGUUACGGUGGAGUUUAAGGGACUUUGUUAUAGAGAAUCUUAAGGAGAAUUUUGAGAUGAUAAAUGAAGAAUAUCUAAGAUAUGUUAUGACAGAUAGAUAUGUGAUCAAUUCUGUGGGAAAAUGGUGAAAUGAUAAAUAUGAAAUAGAUUACUUUCCAUUUAUCAGCAGUUCAGUUUUUUUGCAAAAGGCUGGUAAAUUCGUCAAAAAAUAAUUGCUUUUUGCUCUUGCAAUUAUUUAUUUGACUAACGGAUGUCUCUCUGAUUACAGACGUAUCUCCUUAAUCACAAUUGAAGCGCCCUGGCGAUUAUUUCAAGCAUAUUCAUACGCGGAGCUUUUUAGGGGCACAGGAGUAUCGUAGGAAUGAGAAUUAAAUUGCGUCACGUUAUCAUUGUCGCCCGAAAUCUUGAAUGGCUCAAAUAGAAAUUGUUUUUUGGCGGCAACGAACGUUCUUGACCAAAUCCACCGGUUUUUUUUUUGUACGAAAUGUUCUGAAUUACAAGGAAAAUCUUUCAACGGUAUUCUUACAGUGCUCUCGACAAAAAAUUGACUCAAAUUGUUCCUCUCGUAAAUUUUCACUAUUUUGCUGCAGAAUUGAUAACGAAAAAGCUCCGUAUGGGAGGGUAGUUUAGUAAAAUAUCAAUCACGAAGGAGGGAUCGCAAGGAGGAUAUUGAGAUACUUGUGAUUUAAUCUUAAGACAAUUUUAAAUACGAAAAAUUUGCGGAAUGAGAAAUGUCUUCAUCUAUUUCUAUGCAUCUUUUAGGCUCUGCAAUGAAGGAUCAUAAAAAUAAUUAGCAAAUUAAGAUGCGAAAAAAAUGAUGGAGAAAAUUUUAAUGCAAUAUUGGAUUGAGGAUGGAUAUCGUGUAUAAAAACAGCCAAACAGCAAUAUUAGAUGUAUAUAAUAUACAUAAUGUAAUAAAUUGUACAUAUAGUACAAUAUAAAUAUAUAUAAGGCAGUGCGUGGGAUGAAAAUAUGUGAGUUAGUAGUAGGGGAGAAUGGGGCAAAAUGAAUUUUUUUACUGACAUUCCAGGGGGAUAGUAGUUGGCAUUACAUCGAUGGAUUCAGAACACAAAUGUAAUUUCUGUUAUCAAGAAAAUGCUACUAUUAUAUAUAGUAGUAUUUAUCAAAUGUCAUAUUAUGAACGCAUUGAUAAUCAAAUCACCGUGUCGAGCCUUCCGAUUUUAAUAAUCGACUUUACUUGACGAAACUUGGCUCAAAUGGAUUUUUUUCCCAUCCAAAGCCACAUGAUUGAUCAUGUGAAAAAUAGUUUAAUGCCCUCAAUUAUAAAACUUCGCCAUUGAUAUUCACAAGGAUGAGAGUCAGCGGCUGAUUUGUUUGGUACGUCAAAAACAUUUGUAAUAGUAUAACAAAACUACAUUUUGCCCCAAAUCUCUGUUAUUAUUUGAAUUAAGUGAAGAGAACAAAUUAUCAAAGUGUUAAACUAAAGAAAAAUAUGAAAGAAAUUAUGAACAACAAUUUGUUACUUAGAUUUUUAGAUGACAGAAUGAGAAAAAUGAGGAAACGACAUAGCUGGCUCUAUUCGUAGUUGACAAAAUUCUAUGCGAAAGUUAAAAUGCUGUUGGUUAUACAUAAACUAAAAAAAAAGAGAAUUUAAAGAAAAAAUCGCACGCGCGGCGGAACUUCUCACUCGAAACAUUUUAAUGACCGCCCUUAACGUGCAAGCUCGUUCAACUGCCUUCCUUUCUCACUCAAUUGCUUCGCAAAAAAAAUAUGUACGGAAUUUAAAUAAAAAAAGUAUAAUAUUAUUUUUGCAUUGCUUCAGAGGUUUUAGAUUUAUCGUAACUUUUAAUAAUAACGAAAGAAACAAAACAAAACGAUUGGGUUGUUCUAUUGAUUAUUAACUGAUAUUGGAAGAAAAUAUGACGAAACGGGUCUAAUAGGAAUUACAUUAAUUAUUGAGGUGAAUUUAGUGAGAAAUAGAGAAAAUAUGAAAGGAAAGGAGUGUAGAGAACUUUGCUACAACUUAUUACACUUCGUCCAUUUUUUUACUUCGGCUGUGCGACAUCGGACGGGGUCGAAAAUUGUCGUUAUUAACUCAUAAUUUUAUUUUAUUUUUAAAAAUAAUGUUAAUUAAUUUUGUUAUGUUUUAUGGGUUCGUGGGAGAAAAAUCAAUUUGAUUCAAACGAUAUCUCUGUCAAUUAUGAAUUUAAUCUCGUGAAUCAGUGGUUUUGAGAAAACAUCACGAGACGCCUUUUUUUUAUAAUAACCGGAAAAUAUCCCAUAAAAAUGGGCUCAUGAUCAUUUCCUAUCGAAUCACUUAUUAAUGAGAUAAUUUUAUGAUGACUAAGUAGGUGGAAUUUGUGAUUCCAAACUCUACAUCUCCACGAUUACUCUUUUCAUAUUAAAUAGAGACUAUUAUAUCAUUUCAAUUUCCAAACAAAUACAUAAAUCAAUGAAGAAAAUGAAGGGAGUACAGUAGAAAACCCCUUAGCUUAUAUGUCUACGAAAGGAGGAAAUGCUGGAGUGAUAUUAACAAACAAAAUGAAAACCUUCUAGUCUUGGCUUUCCAACGUGUAUAUUUACUAUUUAUACAAAAUACUCUAAAAAUCAAGUUUAUGUACGUUUACCGUACAUAUCUAAUAAAACAUGAAAUCGAAAUGAAAAUGACCGAUCACAUGACUUUCUUCCCACUGAAUUAUCCCCUAGACAAUGUACACAGAACUCUUCCUUCAAGGCUUCUCAUUCUCAAUGAGAUAGAGACAGAAGACAAGUUCAUUGGAGCAAGCAACAGAUUAUGAUCAUUAUCACCAGUUGUUUUUUUAUUUUUAUUUUCAAUAAAUUCAUGUUCUUCA
This is a messenger RNA of Diachasmimorpha longicaudata, 8040 nucleotides long. It is a transcript of the gene eag, whose product is annotated as potassium voltage-gated channel protein eag. Gene Ontology annotation, cellular component: plasma membrane. The coding region runs from base 1647 to 5063 and encodes 1138 amino acids. Gene Ontology annotation, biological process: potassium ion transmembrane transport; regulation of membrane potential. Gene Ontology annotation, molecular function: voltage-gated potassium channel activity. The record is from RefSeq and is a predicted model, not a curated record. The transcript is spliced from 15 exons. NCBI's taxonomy places the organism in Eukaryota, Metazoa, Arthropoda, Insecta, Hymenoptera, Braconidae.